This is a messenger RNA of Neolamprologus brichardi, 5347 nucleotides long. RefSeq names its product polypyrimidine tract binding protein 1a (gene ptbp1a). Gene Ontology annotation, biological process: mRNA processing. Gene Ontology annotation, molecular function: RNA binding. The record is from RefSeq and is a predicted model, not a curated record. Gene Ontology annotation, cellular component: nucleus. Lineage: Eukaryota; Metazoa; Chordata; Actinopteri; Cichliformes; Cichlidae.
CAGGUCACCGCCCGUUUUCAGCUCUUGGAAGUUCCUGGACUAAUCAGCGCUCGCCUCCGUGUGUUCAGCCAUUUUGUAAGAAAAUCAAGCAAGUCUGCCGCCCUACCUUCGCUUCAGACCUGCAGUUUUUUUCUUGUGCAAUGGACGGCCGCCUAGACGCUGACUUGUACCCUCUGGGAUCCGGCUACGUCCCUGAAAUUGACAGUGUCCAUGACAUAUCAGCUGGCACAAAGAGGGGAUCCGACGAACUCUUUUCUUCCUGCAUAUCCAACGGACCCUAUAUCAUGAACUCAGCCAAUGGCAACGACAGCAAAAAAUUCAAAGGUGACGUCCGCAGUCCUGGUGUUCCAUCACGUGUGGUCCAUGUACGCAAGCUGCCCAACGACAUAAAUGAGGCUGAAGUUAUUGGCCUGGGACUGCCCUUUGGGAAGGUCACUAAUUUGCUGAUGCUGAAAGGGAAAAACCAGGCAUUCUUGGAACUGAACAGCGAGGAGUGUGCACAGACGAUGGUGAGCUACUACUCCUCUGUUACCCCUGUCAUCAGAAACCACCCCAUUUACAUGCAGUACUCAACCCACAAAGAGCUCAAGACGGACAACUCCCCAAACCAAGUGCGUGCCCAGGCAGCUCUGCAGGCAGUUAAUGCCCUUCAUGGAGGAGGAAUGGGAAGUGUGGCCAUUUCUGCUGAUGCUGGUAGCAUGGCUGGAGCAGUGGCAGCCCAAAGCCCUGUGCUCAGGGUCAUAGUGGAAAACCUCUUCUAUCCUGUUACACUGGAUGUACUCCACCAGAUUUUCUCUAAAUUUGGCACAGUGCUGAAGAUCAUCACUUUUACCAAGAACAACCAGUUCCAGGCUCUCAUCCAGUAUGCUGAUGCCAUGACAGCGCAGCAUUCCAAGAUGUCUCUGGAUGGGCAAAACAUCUACAAUGCUUGCUGUACUCUGAGAAUCAGCUUCUCCAAGCUUACCAGCCUCAACGUCAAGUACAACAACGACAAGAGCAGGGACUACACCCGACCAGACCUUCCGACUGCAGAUUCACAGCCCUCCAUUGACCACCAGACCAUGGCAGCAGCUGCGUUUGCUGCACCAGGUAUAAUCUCAGCCUCUCCCUAUGGUGGCGCUCAUGCCUUCCCCCCAACCUUUGCUAUUCAGCAGGCAGGUCUCUCAGUACCCGGUAUUCCUAGUGCCUUGGCGUCCCUCGGUGUGGGCCCCACUGGCAUGGCGGCGGCAGCGGCGGCCGCUAGCCGGCUCGGCCUGUCAGGGCUUGCUGCCGCUGGGGGCCACAAUGUCUUGUUGGUCAGCAAUCUGAACCCUGAGAGCGUUACGCCACACUGCCUCUUUAUUCUUUUCGGUGUGUAUGGCGAUGUGAUGAGAGUGAAGAUCCUGUUCAAUAAAAAGGAGAAUGCUCUAAUCCAGAUGUCUGAUGGCACACAGGCUCAACUAGCUAUGAGCCACCUGAAUGGCCAGCGUCUUCAUGGCAGGGCCAUGCGUGUGACGUUGUCAAAACACACAACAGUGCAGCUUCCCAGAGAAGGCCACGAGGACCAGGGCCUCACAAAGGAUUUCAGCAACUCUCCACUGCACCGUUUUAAGAAGCCUGGCUCCAAAAACUACUCCAACAUUUUUCCACCCUCUGCAACACUCCACCUCUCCAACAUACCGCCUUCUGUGGUGGAGGAUGAUCUCAGGAGGCUAUUUGCCAGCUCAGGAGCAACAGUCAAGGCCUUCAAGUUCUUUCAAAAAGAUCGCAAGAUGGCUCUUAUUCAGAUGGGCUCAGUCGAGGAGGCAAUAGAGUCCCUCAUUGAGUUCCACAACCAUGAUCUGGGGGAAAACCACCAUCUUCGAGUGUCCUUCUCCAAGUCCACCAUCUGAGUGCCUUUCCUUUCAUCCUCCAAGUCUGUUGCCAUCUGAAUGCUACCACUCUCGAGGUUGCAUUCAGUGGAAAUGGCCACCAUUACCUAUUUAUAGCUGUUUCUUUGAUGAAUGUUGCUCCUUUCACACCAAUUUAUUCACCGUCAUUAAUAGGUUCAACAUUGUUUAUUCAUUGUGAUUCUCUUCUAAGCUUAAGAAAAUGGGGGGGGCAACUUAAUUUUUUGUUGGUUGAUGUUGUAAAGUCUUAAGUUGAUGUCAAAGCUUUUUAAAUUAAAGUGUAGAAAAAUGACUGCCAUAAACUGGUAGAUGACUUCUGUAGAUCUAUUGACUUUUCAAAGUGGGGAAAGCAGGGAUGUAUUAAUGAGGGCUCCACUUAGGUAGGUCCUAUUUUUAAUACAAGCUGUUUCACAGUAAUCAUUAUACCUUUGCUUCCCCACUGGGACAACUCAGAAUGCCUGUUAUUAAAAAACACCUAUUCUUCUGCGUUAUCCUUAAAAGAAAAGCUCCUGAAUUUGUACACUGGCAUCCUUUCAUGACUUACUAAACAUUGCCCGUUUAAUUUAUCUGUUUAUCUGACAGCAUUCUGUCAUUUAGAGACUCCUUGCUUAAACUCUAGCGUUUGUUCUCACAAAUCCACAACAAUGACGGAGAGAGCCACAAUACCUGCAAAAGACUUGUGUGAACAAGUACUGUCAGUAGCAAUGCCAGCGAGGUGUAGCCGCACUUUGGAAUAUUCUUUCUGCCAUUGUCACUAAGAGCAGGGUGUGUUUGUUGCACAAUGCUGAUCAUAGGACUGUACACCGCUCCUCCCACAGACACUCAGAGAUCUCUCAUAGAUGUUCGAAAUAUGCAAAAUGUUACUAUCUACAUUAUUGCUGUUUAAGGCAUUCUCUAGUGAGCUGUGCAUCUAACAGAUGUACUAGAGACAUGCACAGUGAUAAUGCUGUGACUGCACGCGCUCGUGUGUUGAAAGUCUUACAUAAGGUCCAACCUAGUAAGAGUGCUGUUACAGCUUUUGUGGGUUAAGUGGCUAGGGUGUUCAUUUAACACAAACCCGACACCUUUGGAUGCUGUCAGAUUAUUGGAAGGGAUUGCAUGUCUGAAAGGGGCUUAUCGUGUUGUCCUUUAAGCUUUGUUACACUUGCUAGCUCUUGUAACAAUGGAAACGCAUGCAUUCUUGCAAAUGAAACUAUUCAUCUAAAACUUGAUAAAAGCUUUAUUAGGAGGUCGGGAUCAAAUCCAGUCUAACAUUUAAUAAUAUUCCCCCCCCCCCCACAUAAGUUUGCAUAUGGGGUCCUGGGAAAGAGGCAACAUUCUACAAUGAAACAUGUUUGUAUUUUCUUUUUCUUUUUAAAUUGGAGGUAAAGUAGAGGCAGCUGUUGAACUGUCCUUUUGAGACCAAAUCACUUAAACACCCUCCGCCACAGAUGUAUGCUUAUGUGGAUGAAUUGUAUCCGCACCAGACACACUUCAGCAUUCCUUUUUAUUACAGUAGUUGUGUUGAGAUACGUGUGUGUGUGUGUUUGCCUUUUUGAAAUGCCACUUAGAACCUGUUUGGCCAGUGAGAAACGGUUUGAGACAAAGGAUUAAGUUUUGACUCUGAGACCAUAAAACUUAUUUCCCAGCAUCCAUUUUUAUUUUACUGUGUGACUUUCCACCUAUUUACUUCUGGGGAUCCAUACCACUAUCAAAGGUUAUUCAAUAGUCCUGUUUCACAGCAGCUGUUUUAAUGUGAAAUGGAAGUAAACACAAGUGUUACUAAUGAUAUUAAUGAAGGUUUAAGUGCAGAGCCACAGUUAAUGUGAUUAACAACACCCUCCUAUUUCAUAACAACAUCACUGCUAUGAAAGAGGUCUGGUUGAAUGCAUUCUUUCGCUGUCUUUCUCUCUACAGUCUUGUGCCUUACUUUGAAUUUGUUCCAGACAGAUUUGCUCUGGCUUAAUUUGGUAAUAUAUGGCUCUCAAUUUUUAUUUUAUUUUUUUUGUCCUUUGGUUUGUACCAGCAUUGUUAAAAUGGGGAAAAGUGGCUCAUUUAAUCUUCUGUUUCUUGUUUAAAAAAACAAACAAAUGUUUAUCUCUGUAUGCAUAUAGCCCCAUUAUAUGUAUCUAGAAACUAUGAAUGUAAGUCAGUUAGAUGCUUAAUAUCCUUGCUAGGUGAUGUAGCUCUGUUAGGUGUAUCGUUGCAGGUGUAGAGCUGUAUUCAGCCUUUUUGUCUUACAGUCUCCUAUCACUUAGUCCUCAGGACAGUUGUUUGGAGCCUCAUUUAACCACAUUACGUUCAUAUAUAUGUGGACACCUAUAUAUUCAUUUAUCUCUUUUAAAUGUUAAAAUUUACUUGUAUCACUUCUAAGCUUAACUGAUAGCUAUUUGUAGUAGCUGGGUUUGAUCGCUAUCUCAGUGCCUUGACUCCUUAAGUUUUUAAUUUAAGGCUGAAACAGGCACGAUUAGUUGAUUUUGUUUACCUCUCAUUCAGGUGUUUGUAUCUUAGCCUGUCUACAAAGAUGCCUUUAUCCCAUUAUAUUCAGGUAAUCGUACCUGUGAGAGGGCAGCUCUGACUCACUUGUCAAUUGAUGGUAAUAACAGUCUUGAAUGGUGUUUGAAACCCCAGUAUAUCUAUUUUUUUUCCCUUAAAUUUAUGAUACCAGAAUUGCAGGGUGAGAGUCCUCACCCAGUACCCUGUCUGUGUACACUUAUGCCACAGUCAGGUGCGUUUAGUGCACUUUUUUUCUCAACAAUAGAUCCACCACGCUGAAGUCUUACACGUUGUCACAUUCCUGUGUGCCUCAAGCACCAGUUUCCACAGCCUUGACCACUGUUGUCUUGGACCAGAUACAGAUGUGCUCUCUCUAUUUUUGUAAGAUUCUUAUGCAUGAUUUAACAAAGCUUCAUGUAGCUGCAGACGGUUAUUGCUGUUAAGGACCAAAGUAUGUUCUACCCCUGCUGUUUUGUAGCGUUCUGAUUUCUUAGGAGUAUUUUUUUGUCUCGUCUUUCACCCCCACGUUACAACAAAUACGAGGCAGUUCCAAUUUCUAUUCCUCAGAUGCUUUGGAAAAAGUCACAUUAAUUGAAAUUGUCUUUUGAUUAACAACAUAUACUGUAUAUUGUACCCCUUUUGUUUGAUUGACUUUACAAAGAGCCUACUUUGGUAGAGAUCGCUUAGAAUGAAUACUUAAUUGAACCGCAGUCCUAGCUGUGAUGUUGUGUAGAAAAAUUGUAUGCCUUUCAAUUUUGUUAAAAGCUUUUACUUUUCUUUUUCUUUUUUAUAUGGGGGCUGGGGGUGGGGGUAUUGUAUGAAGGGGGUUGAUGGUUGUAUAUAUUCAUGUUUUUGUACCACAAAAUCAUUUGGAGUAUAUCCACAUACGUUCAAAACAUGUAUAUUUUGAUAAAACAGCACAGACCUAUUAAGCUCUCCUGAGCUGUAAAACAGAAAAAAAAACUUUUGUAACACAAAGACAUUAAACCUAUAUGAACACAGAA